Messenger RNA from Peronospora belbahrii, 1737 nucleotides. Lineage: Eukaryota; Oomycota; Peronosporomycetes; Peronosporales; Peronosporaceae. The record is from the annotation of a GenBank genome assembly.
AUGCAGCCAAAUCGUGGGCGUCACUUGUCCAACUACAACAAUGAAGACAGCAAUCAGUACAGCCAGCAGCAGCAGCUCAGUGGCAACGCCGGAGGUAAUCAUCCCUCAGGCCCGGGUAUAUGUCCCACACUUGAUGCUCCGGUCCACUACUAUCCGUCGCAACCAUCACAACAAUACACACCGCGGCAGUCAUACUAUCAACCAAACCGCGCAUCCAUCGCUACCUCCCAGUUCUCACUUGCUAAGGCUCCGGUGGAGCACAAACCCAUUGCAGUGUACCAAGAGCAGCACUUGGACUAUGGAACCCACGCCACAUCGGGUACUUACUCAGAGCCGCCGAUGGCCAUGGAACGCAUGUGUGAUGUCUGUCAGUACCCUGACCCUGUCCUCGUAGCUCCUAACUGUAACCACACCUUUCACUCUCGUUGCGUUCACGUGUGGCCGAUGGACUCCUGUCCGGCUUGCGCGGAGCCGCUUGACGAGGUAGCAAUCUCUCCAACUGUCAACAUGAUGGCGCGUCCCGAGCCACGCAGCGGAAAGUGGACUCGCCCGGAAGAGAAGUUUAUCGAUGGAGUCCUUCGCGAGUUUGAUCGCCAGGCACUUCCGUUGGCACAUGGUACACCAAUCCGCUUUGUUCUUGCCAAGAUGCUCAACUGCUCCACAAUGCGAUUGUCCAAGAAGUUUCAAAAAAACGCAUUGGGUAAACGUACAUUUAGGGUAACAAAGCCUGGUAAAGGUGAGAAGGCACUACAAUUUGACCCUGUGGACCAUGCGCGACGACAACGCGAGCUAUCGCAAUUGGAGCAGAUUUUUCGUCAAGAGCUCGUGGAUCAGUUCCGGCGCGAAAAUAAUACGGACGAGGGUGCUUUAAUUGAAACGCAGAACCUGUGUGUAGCUGUUCAGCAAUUUUGGGUAAGCAAUAUGCUGAAAUUUGCGGUGCUCGUAGGGCAGCCUGUGGUAGGGAUGGAUGUCUCAGAUGCAAAGAAGCGCAAGCGUGCCAUGCAGCUCCUUCGUAACGGACAGUUUGACGAACUGCUAUCCUGGCAUCAUCAUCCGUCUCCAGUUAGUAGACUUAGUAUUACGCCAAUGCCGCCCGUUCUUACGGCUACGUCGAGCAAUCGCCAAGCUGUGUCAGCGUCAUGGGGCACUAGUGCGGCUAUGCAUUCAUCCUCGGUGGUGGACCAAACGCAACAAGAAAGUGGAUCAUCUAUUCCAGUACUUCUACAUAAAACGGAGCGACCUGCGAAGAAGAUGCGCACGCCUGAAGCGAAUGUCAGAGUUGGUCAUUUUGGAUUGUCAACGGAUCAGUGUGCGGUGUAUCCACAUUACGGGCGUACCUGUUCUCCUGAGCCAUCUGUCUCUUCAUUUGAUUUCAGCCAGCAACAGCAAUAUCACUCGGAGCCGUAUGUGCGUCCAUCUAGUUAUUCACCAUUCCCUGAAGGAAAGACACCAAUUGGAUACGCCAAUGUGUUGCAAUACCAACAGCAACAGCAGCAGAUGCUGCCAGGACUUGCUAUACAUGAUCAGCAGCGAAGUGGCCUCGCGUUAACAGCAUAUCAACGAGCUGGAGAGGUUUAUCAUGCGAGUGGCACAGGUCAGACGGCUCCGUGGGAGGAUCUUCUUGAGAAUAUGUCGUUCGCAGCUAAUUCGGCGAAAGCAAGUGCUGUUGGUCAAGGUCAUUCGUUCGAAAGUGUUGAUCGAUCGAUGCAAUCUUGGUCUGGUAUGCAUAUGAUGUGA